UAAUAGACUACGACAUAGACCGACUGAUCGGCGAUUAUUUUUUUCAUUCAAUCAGCUUUUACUUUCAUUGGUAGCACCACGUUUGAUGCGUUAUCAAUUUGAUAUGAUGAUCAGUUCAGUGUUAUCAGAAUUAUUUCGUAAAAUAUUCGUGCCAGCAUUUACAGGUUCAGUGAAAAAUGUUGGCGGUGCUGAAGGUUCUAUUUUUUCAUCGCUUCAUAAUUUACUUCGAAAUAAUCGUAUUCAACAACAGCAACAACCGGCGAAUUUAUUGCCCACGCCAACAUCAACACAGACGAAUGUAGAUCUACAAAAGCUAUUAGACAAUGCACAGAAAUUGAUCACGCUACAGGCAAUGAUACGAAAUGGUGGCCAAUCGAACAGUAUUGAUGAAUCGAAAAAAUCCAUCAAUGAUGACAGCCAUACAGAGCUUAACACAUCGUCAAUUAAAAAAAAGAAAAAAACUGGUCCAUCAACAUCAACAAAUAAACAAAGCUUUAGAUCCGAUAUUAUUAAUAACAAGAACAGUCAUCACCAGCAGUCAAACAACAAAAAUGAUGUAAACCAAUCUAAUUCCAACAACAAUCCGAUAUCGAUGAUUAGCAACCUGUCCAAUAGCCAUUCAGCCAAUGAUUUCAUCGAUUUCAUUAGAAAUAACUUGAAACUUAAUCAAUUGACCAACAGCCAAAACAUCAACAACAACAACAAUAGUAACGAUGACGACCAUCAAAACAUUUCAGGGAUCGGACCAUCAACAUCAGAUGGUAAAUCAGGCAAAAAUAAUAUUUUUAAAGAUUUUAACAUCAAUCAAAUGAUGGUCAAAUCACCAUCAUUAUCAUCAGAUAUCGGUCAUCAUCAAUCAUUAGAUGUUGGCAAUGGUGGUGAUAGUAGCUUGCCAAAUUUUUCUUCUAAUAUAAUUAACAAGUUGAAAAAUUUCCAAUCACCAUCAUCAAGUGCCGUAACAACAAAUGAUUCCAAGAUGAAAUUUAAAAUUUUUAAGAAAAAAGCUAAAAUUGAAGAUUUCAAAAUGUCUCAUCUGACAUUUAUUGAUACAGAGGUGCCAAACUAUGGUAAUCAAUUGUUGAUAAAAGAUCCAGAUAAAGAUGGUGAAGAAGAUUUAGUUGAUAGUUCUUAUCCACUUUCAGCAACAAUCACAAUGCUGAAUCAUUUAAAAUCAAAGCCAUUAACAUCAUCAAAUGACCACGACCUCGAAAGGGCAAACCGUUGGAAUAAUGUACUAUCCAGUAUAUGAA
Messenger RNA from Dermatophagoides farinae (American house dust mite), 1250 nucleotides. RefSeq lists its product as uncharacterized. The record is from RefSeq and is a predicted model, not a curated record. Lineage: Eukaryota; Metazoa; Arthropoda; Arachnida; Sarcoptiformes; Pyroglyphidae.